Messenger RNA from Rhopilema esculentum, 4834 nucleotides. Its product is annotated as ribosomal protein S6 kinase alpha-5. Gene Ontology annotation, molecular function: protein serine/threonine kinase activity; ATP binding. Gene Ontology annotation, biological process: protein phosphorylation. NCBI's taxonomy places the organism in Eukaryota, Metazoa, Cnidaria, Scyphozoa, Rhizostomeae, Rhizostomatidae. The record is from RefSeq and is a predicted model, not a curated record.
AUAAUAAUGGGAACAAUAUUUCCAAGCUUAUUGUUAUGCAGUCCCAGCACUUUGCUGCUGCAGAAGUUGUCCUUGCAGCAAGAGAUGACUGGUGUUAACAAUUUCUUCCAGAACAGAGACUUGCUGCUGCUGCUGCAAGAUCUCUCGUCGUGAUGGCAAACGCGUCAGCCCUCGAUAACAAAGUAGGAAUCGAGAAUUUUGAGCUCCUGAAAGUGCUUGGAACUGGAGCUUAUGGAAAAGUCUUUCUUGUGCGAAAGAAUGUUGGCCAUGACUGUGGCAAGCUCUUUGCCAUGAAAGUUUUGAAAAAAGCAGCAAUUGUGCAAAAAGCAAAGACAACAGAGCAUACAAUAACAGAGAGGAGUGUCUUGGAAGCUGUUCGGAGCUGCCCUUUUAUUGUCACAUUAUUUUAUGCUUUCCAAACUGAAGCAAAGCUGCAUUUAGUAAUGGAUUUUGUCAGUGGUGGUGAACUUUUCACUCAUUUGUAUAACAGAGAGCAUUUUACUGAAGAUGAAGCAAGAUUUUAUAUAGCUGAAGUUGCUCUUGCUUUGGAUCAUUUGCAUCAGCUUGGUAUAAUUUACAGAGAUAUCAAGCUAGAAAAUGUCCUUUUGGAUGCCGAUGGUCACGUGGUCCUCACUGAUUUUGGACUCAGCAAGCUGUUUUCUCCUCACGAAAAGCACGGAAGAGCCUAUUCUUUUUGUGGCACAAUUGAAUACAUGGCACCAGAGGUGGUUAAAGGUGGAAGUAGAGGCCACGAUAUGUCUGUCGAUUGGUGGAGUCUUGGCGUGCUUCUAUACGAACUUGUCACAGGUGCUUCGCCCUUCACCGUGGAGGGUGAGAAGAAUACCCAACAGGAUAUUUCUAAACGGAUUGUCAACAACCUGCCGCCAAUGCCAUCAUCUUUGUCUGCGCAAGCUAAAAACCUCAUUCAGAGGCUGUUGGAAAAAGACUCCAAAAAGAGGCUUGGAGGUGGACAAAGAGGAUUCGAAGAGAUUAAAUCCCACCCUUUUUUCAAGGCAAUCGACUGGCAAGCGUUGGCAAAGAGAAACGUCUCACCCCCGUUUAAGCCUGUUAUUGAUAACGAAAUGGAUGUCAGCAAUUUUGCGGAGGAAUUUACAGAAAUGCUCCCAAUUGAUUCCCCUGCUGCUGUCCCCAAAAAUUCGGAUAAAAUUUUCAGGGGCUAUUCUUUCGUGGCUCCUUCUGUGAUUUUUGGCAAAAAUGCUAUAGCUGAUGAAAUCCUUGAACCUUCAACAGGAAGUAGAAAACCAGGAGCUGCAUCGCUCCAUUACUCCAGUCUUUUUGAGAAUUCGACAUUUCACAGAGAAUAUGAACUUCUCGAUGAACAACUGGGUGAAGGGAGUUUUUCGAUUUGCAGGCGUUGUGUAAAUAAGAAGACCAAAAUCGAAUAUGCGGUGAAAAUUAUCAGUAAAAGGCUGGAUCAUAGUAGAGAAAUAAAUACUCUAAGAGUAUGCCAGGGUCACCCGAAUGUUGUCACUCUUCAUGAAGUGCACCAGGAUGAUCUGCACACAUACCUAGUACUUGAACUAUUGGAUGGGGGCGAGUUGCUGGAAAGAAUAAAAACGAGGAAGCAUUUCACAGAAGCUGAGGCGAGGAUACUGAUGAUAAAAUUGGCAUCGGUCGUGCAUUUCAUGCAUGAAAGGGGCGUUGUGCACAGGGAUCUAAAGCCAGAGAACUUACUGUUUGUCGAUGAUUCUUAUGAUGCUGAGCUAAAAGUGGUUGAUUUCGGAUUUGCUCGAUUCAAAGGAAACCAGCCUCUUCAAACCCCAUGUUUCACCCUGUCGUAUGCAGCGCCUGAAAUUCUUAAGCAUGCCACUAAAGAGACUAUUAAUGGCUACGAUGAAGCAUGUGACGUUUGGAGUCUUGGCGUGAUUUUGUACACGAUGCUAUCAGGCAAAGUUCCAUUCCAAUCAAAGUCUGCCUAUGAACCAUCAGCAAUGGCAAUUGCAAGGUGCAUUAUGGAUGGAUGUGUUAGCUUUGAUGGUGAUGGCUGGAUUAAUGUAUCUUCUUCAGCAAAGGAUCUUAUUCGAGGUCUGCUGACUGUUGAUCCACGGCGACGGUUAACCUUAGCCGGAAUGUUAUCUCACGAUUGGAUAUGCGGUCGAAUCGAUGUUCCAACGACGCCGUUGAUGACACCAGAUGUAUUGGACAUGUCUGGAUCGCACGUCGGGGCGGCAUUGCGUGUUGCCAUGCACGCUUACCACAAGGCCGCGCGGACUGGGUUUACCUUAAUGGAUGUAUCCAAUGCACCGUUAGCGAAGAGGCGUAAAAAGAAAAACUGCUCGACCGAGUCCCAGAAGGAGAGUGGUGAUAGUACUGAGACAAAUGACAGCCGUUCUGAGGCAAGUUCGUCGCAGGGGAAAGAGAGCUCCGCAGUCCAAAGUGUUUCAUUGAGCACAGAGGCGGAGACAGAGUAUUUAUGGAAAAGUAACGGGCAAAAUAAAGUCCCACCACCUUUGGCAGUGUGUCUUUCGCCCUCUAUAAGUUCACAAAAGACAGUAGAAAGUAUUGCCUCCAACCGCGAACCGCCACCGUUAAGACCGAUCUCUAGUGACUGUGAACGUGUUUUGUCAGGUAGAUCUUCGAACAGUACUGAAGCGAACUUCUUUUUUAAAGAAUUUACCGACACGCGGCUAACCCAGGCGUCCCCGAUAUCUCUUGCUCAGCUUAGGAAUAACAACAACGAGCUUUCAGAUCAUUCUUCGGCAGUCUAUGAACCGAUAUUUCCACGGCAAAUGGCAGCAUCAGAACUAAAAACGAGUGUUAUGUGGACUUCAACGUAUAGUACGUCACCUUCUUCUGAACUAGUAAGGAUAGAAACAGUGAAGAUGCAAAACAGAACGGAACGUGAAGCACAUCAAUCCGGUAUUACCGUUCAAAGCAAGCUAGGCCACGAUCAGAUUUCUUGUUCGUCUCUUGACCCAUUGCGGAUUGGUUCUGUUAGUAAAGCUAGCGUUAUGGGAUCGACGACUGAAUGUGAUGUCUUGAAUAAUAAUGUUGUAAAUGUUGUUAUAGAAGAUUUGCGCGGUAACUCUGGACAAAAUUCUCGUAAACGACCACGAGAUCCGUCAUUGUAAUCAACAGGAUGCUACUUUAAUGCAAAAACACGGCCUAGUGAUCAUAUGGUUUUUCUACGACAAAGCGGAGAGAUGAUUCGACUCGAGAUUUGCAUACUGGACAACAUAUUUACGUUUAUGUAUAGAAAGGGUUGACAGAAUAUCCAGCUAGGGAGCCAGUGAACUAGGGAGCCAGCGAGAUAGGGAGCCAAUUAGCGAGGGAACCAGUGAACUAGGGAGCCAGUGAACUAGGGAGCCAAUAAGCUAAGGGGCCAGCGAGCUAGGGAGCCAGUGAGCUAGGGAGCCAGUGAACUAGGUAGCCAGUGAACUAGGAACCCAGUGAACUAGGGACCCAGUGAACUAGGGACCCAGUGAACUAGGGACCCAGUGAACUAGGGAGCCAGUGAACUAGGGAGCCAGUGAACUAGGGAGCCAGUGAACUAGGGAGGUAGUGAACUAGGGAACCAGUGAGCUAGGGAGGUUCUCUAUUUCAUAAAAUACAAGUUCAGGUUUUCUAUUUUCUUCGCUGUUUUGUAGUUUCCCAAAAUAGCUUUCAUUGCUUACAAUUAUAUUUCUAAGCACUCUAAUAUAAAGAUGGAAAAAUUCAGGUUAUACUAACAGAAAUAAAUAACCUCUCUAGAAAGCUGAAAGAGUUUUGAAAAUGUUAGCGUGCCUGUAAAUAUUAGCGUGCCUUGAGAAUAUCUCACGUAAAUUUUACAUUUUGUAUAAAUCGAUGUCAAGCAAGAAUCGAUGUGAAUUUCAAACGCUGAAAAAAUCUGCAAAAGCACGUGACUAUCAAAGGACAUCCCCUCAUUAACAACGAAGAUUAUAAAUUUCCAGAAGUAUAUUUUGUGUGUUGGGGUAAAUGAAAAACGCAUAAUCUGGUUGUACUUAGUUUGAAGUCAUUAUAUUAGAUAUAUCAAGACUUAAAAAUGUAUUGUGAAUCUUUUAGCUUGUACUGACAUUGAGUGUUAAAUGAGCGAUAUAAAGUAAGCAGUUGAACCCUGCUUUCUUAAAUUACUUGGCAAUGGAGUUGUCCGGUCCGAUACUUAUCGCUUAAAUGAAACUUCAAAAGAGGGCCCAUGUGGGGGUGGGGUAUAUCUUUGAAGGUUGAAAUAGCAGAGACAGUCCCGAUUGUAAAUGUUAUUUGUUGAAGAGUACGGAAAUAUGUAUAUACCAUUUGACCGAAUUGGUAGAGACAUCAUAUGCAAUCUACCAAAUCUACCUCAUGGUGCCUUUUUUCGCGAACUCCCAACCAGUGGAAAUCUUGAAGAGAGCUUCUACAGCGAAAAAUCCCUGUUGCAAACCUCCAGAAGUUGCCUCUUAGUUAUGUAUCAGACAAAAUUUGUCUUUCGUUGUGUUGUUUUAGAUAAUGGUUAGGUUUUAUCUCCGCGUUCCUUUCCAAGUUGUUCCAACAAUAACAUUUGAAUCGAGGUGGGAAUGAAUGGUGAGGCCACCAUUUCAUAGCUAACUGCAGACACUUCACUUUAAAUAAAGAUGCUAUUCUGAUGCUUAAUCUUCAAUCUUUGUAUACGACCAACCACCUUUCUGUUGUCUUUCUUGAAUUCAGAUUUGUUAAAAUAAGUUUAGUACGGAUCCUAAUGGCAUUGGCAGAGUUUAAGAAAAUUAGGAUUCAACUGUAAAUUCAGAAUGUAAAGUUGUAUCUUUCUUUAUUGAUUUAAAUUGAAUGUUAUUAGUAUCUUAAAUAUAAUGUAUUUUGCUACAGCACUGUUGGCUGGGAGAAUCAAAAUGUCUAGAUGUGA